AUGGAUGAGAGUCGGAGUAGCUCGAGACCGGCAUCUUCCCAGUGCCAUUCCCCUCCUCCGAGUCCCUGGAGAAACAUGGUGAAAUAUUUCAAGAAAAUUGUCAAGAACUCGGUAUCUCAAAAGAUUCGUGAAUGGGUGAAGGACUACUGCAAAAGGAACGGCCUGCUCACCUUAUCAGUGCUAGCAGUGAUGUCAGGCUGCGUGGUGGGAUUCACAUUAAGGAGCUUGAACUUGUCAACACAGGCAAAAAUUUACUUUUCCUUUCCUGGAGAACUUCUAAUGAGAAUGCUGAAAAUGUUGAUUCUUCCUCUCAUCACAUCCAGUUUAAUGUCUGGCUUGUCUGCUAUGGAUACCAAGGCCAGUGGACGCUUGGGCCUUCUCACCAUUACGUAUUACCUUUGGACUACCUUCAUCGCUGUAAUUGUAGGAAUUAUUCUGGUGCUGAUCAUUCAUCCUGGAACCGGAACUGAAAAAGAGGGACAUAAAGCUGCGGGAGGGCCAGUGAUGACCUCUGCCGAUGCCCUGCUCGACUUGAUCAGGAACAUGAUUCCAUCCAACCUGAUUGAAGCCACAUUUCAGCAGUAUAAGACAGAGCUUGUGCCUAAUUUCAAAAACAGUGCAAAGUCCUCACAAGCCAACUUUGUGUACAUCAUGCCAGACUAUGAAAACCCCAAAAUGGGUCACCCAGUGUUUCUGGAACUCACUCCUCCUCCUGAAAUCCACUACAAGAUCGUACCAGGAAAAAGCAAUGGGAUGAAUGUGCUGGGAAUCGUCAUUUUCUCUGCCACUAUGGGUCUUCUGCUUGGCAGAAUGGGAUCCAGAGGUUCACCCCUGGUGAAUGUGUGUCUUUGUAUCAAUGAAUGCGUCAUGAAGAUCAUCAAUGCUGCUAUGUGGUAUUUUCCAUUUGGAAUCGUAUUUCUGGUUGCUGGAAAGAUCUUGGACAUGCACGACCCUGCAGUCCUUGCGGAGAAGCUGGGCAUGUACUUCAUCACUGUUCUGGCAGGCCUAUUCGUCCACGGUGUGAUUUUGCUGCCGCUGUUUUUUUUCGUAUUCACCAGGAAAAACCCCUUUAGCUACAUUCGUGGCCUCCUCCAGGCGCUGGUUAUCGCCUUAGCAACUUCAUCCAGUUCAGCUACUCUGCCCAUUACUAUGAAGUGCUUACUGGAAAACUGCCAUGUGGAUCGUAAAAUCGCUCGAUUUGUACUUCCUGUGGGUGCUACUAUCAAUAUGGAUGGCACAGCGCUGUAUGAGGCAGUGGCAGCCAUCUUCAUUGCACAGGUCAACGAGUACGAGCUUGACUUUGGACAACUCGUAACUAUUAGUAUCACAGCUACUGCAGCAAGCAUCGGAGCAGCUGGAAUCCCUCAGGCUGGUCUCGUCACGAUGGUUAUCGUCCUCACUUCAGUAGGUUUGCCUCCAGAUGACAUUUCACUCAUUGUGGCCAUCGACUGGAUCCUAGACCGAUUUCGAACAAUGAUCAAUGUGCUUGGAGAUGCUUUAGCCGCAGGAAUCAUGGCUCAUGUGUGCAGAAAGGACUUCCAGAAAGACAUCCCAUCAUCAGGCAACUCAGAGAGAAGAGAUACCAUGAUCUCCUUUGGAAACCAGAGUGUGCAAAGUUUUCCCACAUCCGAGGUUCCACUGCUGGCCAACAGAGACUACAUCUUAGAGGUUGUCGGUGAUCAGGUGAUCGAGAAGCCCACGGCCUGUUACAACCUCUGCCAAGUCUAAAUACUGCAGUGUUACACUACCGAAGGGCACUUUAAAGUGAGAGUGCUCAACACUUCUAAGGGUCCUUUAAAAAUGGAGAACUUUAUAGAGCACAAGUGAAGCACUUUUGAUUCAAGAAUUGUUUGUGCAGGUUUAUGACACAAGUGAGUUCCAUGAUACAGUUUAAGUCCCUUACAGCCAUUAGAGCUCUCAGUCUGGAGGAAAAACCCUUCAAAAGGAACAUGGCGUAGGGAUGAGCCCUUUUGAAUGGAACACAGCCGCUGACAGACAACAACACACAGGAACAGAAGUUGCCUUGACUUCACUAAAACCUUCCCUCUUCAUUCCACGUUUGUGCCAUUCAGUAUUUUUACAUCACCAAUGUUACCAUUACCUCAAAGUCACCUUGGGUGAACUUGACAAAUGAGGACAUUUGGGUGCUUUUGACACCUUAACUUGGGGGUUUUGUAAAAAAUAUAAUUUUUUUUAAACGUUCAUCUUCUAUUGCCUUAAAAUGCAAUAGUUAAUGACUGUACUACUAAAAGAAUUAGACCACAAUAAUAUAAACCUUCUCCAAAUGAAAAAACAUUACACAACUAGUAGGUGGACUGGGGCUCAACUGGAUCAUCAGUUGCCUUGUCAGGGUGUAUGGUGACAAAGUUAUUUGUAAUGACUGUACAAACAGGGGCGGUGUGUCUCUUCAGUAUUUAUAUUGAUUAGAGCAUGCAGUCACUGUUACUUUACCGGUAAAGCUAUUAGUUUAUAAUUGUAUGCUGUA
This is a messenger RNA of Danio aesculapii, 2485 nucleotides long. It is a transcript of the gene slc1a8b, whose product is annotated as solute carrier family 1 member 8b. Gene Ontology annotation, biological process: L-glutamate transmembrane transport. Gene Ontology annotation, molecular function: glutamate:sodium symporter activity; L-glutamate transmembrane transporter activity; neutral L-amino acid transmembrane transporter activity. Bases 1 to 1728 code for a protein of 575 amino acids. The record is from RefSeq and is a predicted model, not a curated record. The transcript has 11 exons. Gene Ontology annotation, cellular component: plasma membrane. NCBI's taxonomy places the organism in Eukaryota, Metazoa, Chordata, Actinopteri, Cypriniformes, Danionidae.